Molecule: messenger RNA, 2779 nt
Organism: Mustela lutreola (European mink)
Lineage: Eukaryota; Metazoa; Chordata; Mammalia; Carnivora; Mustelidae
Gene: FGF17
Product: fibroblast growth factor 17
Exons: 5
Coding region: 1567-2217 (216 amino acids)
Biological process (GO): positive regulation of cell population proliferation; positive regulation of protein phosphorylation; cell differentiation
Cellular component (GO): cytoplasm
Molecular function (GO): type 2 fibroblast growth factor receptor binding; type 1 fibroblast growth factor receptor binding; growth factor activity
Source: RefSeq, a predicted model, not a curated record
UGGCCUUUGGGCUUGUCUGGGGGCGGGGGAGGGGUGGCAGACAACUUUGUGGAUUGAUCUAGCUCAGGAAGGUGAGAAGGAGGCUUGGAGGUGAGAGUUUAGCUCUCCUGCUCAUCUCUUUAGGUAAAUACAUCCACAUAACAUUUCCCCUUCUCUUUCCAUCCUCGGGGCGCUUAGACCUCGGAGCUCAGAGCUGAGAUGUGAGCUCUGCUUCCCUACAUGGGGGCUUCCCUCAGAGAUUCCCCCCAAGUACAAGCCUGCUUCCACAGUCACCAUCACCCACCUUCUAAAGGAAAAGGACAAUUAGAGUCCCCAUCACCAGCCUCUGGGGCCUUGGAUAUCUUGGCCCAGAGGGCAUGGACACAGCAGAAAGGCUCCAGACGAGACCCCCGUGGAACAGAAAGAGCAUGGACUUCAGGAGCCCAGUCCCACCAUUCACUGGCUGGGUCAUUCUGAGCUAACUACCUACCAGUGCAUCUCAGUUUCCCUGUCUGUAGAAUGGGGUAAUACUGGUCCUACCGCACAGCAGGGUGGGACCAGAGGUCAUGUGAAGAGGCUGGUGGGUGCUUCAUCCCAGGCAGGGGCUGGUGGGCGCAGGGAGGAGGCCCUAGGGACAGCCACUGCCCCAGAGAGGAUGGUGGGUGGGGCCCAAGAACAUGUUAUGCCUUUUGACAUCUGCUCAGUGCAGUUAUCUCAUUUGGAUCCUCUGACAUUACUGUUCCCACUUCUAGAAAAGUGCCUGGGGCCCAAAGAAAAGGAGCUUGUGCCAAUGCACCAGCCCCUCUCAGAGCCUGUCUGUCCUGAGUCAGCAGGCCAGCUCUCAAGCCCACACUGGGUCCUCCCACAGCCCCAGCUGCACCUUCUCCCCCAUCCCUGGUCCCCAACCUGUUGCACCCGCUAUUUGCUGCCAGUCGGGGCGGCCUUGACACCUCUAACCGGGUGGCCAGACCGCAGAGAGGGGGAGCCAGGGGUGACAGAGGCAGUGGAAGCCAGCGCUCCUAGCCAAGCCCACCGCCUGCCCCCUGGAGGGAGGCUCCUCCUUUUAAGGCUGCUUCUGGGAAUUUCCACCCCCAGAGCCAGACUCAGCAACCCCUGGCCCGGGAAUGAUACCAGCGCUCACCCUUGGGGAGGUGGGGCACCAGACCUGAGGGCAGGAGAAGCUGGCCCCUGGGGAACGGAGGCGGGGCCCUCCCAUCCAGGUCUGAGGGUCAGGGAAAACGUGGGAGACCACGGGGUCCAGCCUCCUUAGCCAGCAGCUCCAGACUCUGUGCGCGGGCAGCCCCGCAAGAGGCUGGCAGCCCCCGCCAGCAGUUGCUUUGCCCGCUCACUGGCCAGGAAGGUGGACACCUCACACCUCAGUCUCCCAAUUACGCCCUCCUCCCCCACUCCUCCCCUCCCUCUCUCUCCCUCCUCCCCUCUCUCUCCUCCUCUCCCCCCUGAAAACCUGUGGCUUGAAGAGACCUUGGCUUCUCUGGGACUCUACCCCUCUCUACCCCUGGGGACUGCCCAUAUUUGCUCCUGAGUUUGGGGGCAGGGGGGCCACCACCCCAAGGACUCUCUCCGGAGAUGGGAGCCACCCGCCUGCUGCCCCACGUCACUCUGUGCCUCCAGCUACUGAUUCUCUGCUGUCAAACUCAGGGGGAGAAUCACCCGUCUCCUAAUUUUAACCAGUACGUGAGGGACCAGGGCGCCAUGACCGACCAGCUGAGCCGGCGGCAGAUCCGAGAGUACCAGCUCUACAGCCGGACCAGUGGCAAGCACGUGCAGGUCACCGGGCGUCGCAUCUCUGCCACCGCGGAGGAUGGCAACAAGUUCGCCAAACUCAUAGUGGAGACGGACACAUUUGGAAGCCGCGUGCGCAUCAAGGGUGCUGAGAGUGAGAAAUACAUCUGUAUGAACAAGAGGGGCAAGCUCAUUGGGAAGCCCAGCGGAAAGAGCAAAGACUGCGUGUUCACGGAGAUCGUGCUGGAGAACAACUACACAGCCUUCCAGAAUGCCCGGCACGAGGGAUGGUUCAUGGCCUUCACCAGGCAGGGUCGGCCCCGCCAAGCUUCUCGCAGCCGCCAGAACCAACGAGAGGCUCACUUCAUCAAGCGCCUCUACCAGGGCCAGUUGCCCUUCCCCAACCACGCGGAGAGGCAGAAACAGUUCGAGUUCGUGGGCUCAGCCCCCACGCGCCGGACCAAGCGCACUCGGAGGCCACAGCCCCUGACGUAGUCGGGGACACUGGGGGCAGCUGCCCCUCACCAGCCUUCCCAUCCCCUUCCCUUCCUAAUCCCAAGACUGGGCUGGGGUGGAGGGAGGGGAACCAGAGCCCCCAAGGUGGACGGGGAAGACCAACCAGCGUCAGAGCCUCGAGCCGGAAAGGGGCGGGACUGCCACAAACCAGGGCUGGGGCCUCCGGGCAGCCGCCCCAGACCCCCGCACGAAAUAGGCCCCGGGGGUGGGGGUGGGGCAGACCCCCAGGCGAGGAACUGUAGUGUUCCCUCGGAUGCAGGCUCCCUAAAACUGGUGGAAAGGGCAGCAGAUUCAAGGCCCUGCAGACACGGUCCGGAGGUGGUUCUCUUUAAACUCUGCCUGCAGAGUCUUCCUCAGUCUGCUCCCAGCCUCCACAUUCCUCCUGGCCAGACUGUAGGAAGGGACUUUUGUGUUUGUUUCAGGAAAAAAGAAAAGGGGGGAAGCGAAAGAGAGAGAGAGAUGGCCAUUCUUCACAUUCCACUACCCAGGCCUGCACCCCCACCCCCAAUUUCGAGUCCCAGAAUAAAACCAUUUUCCUGCA